AUGAAUGAUGAAGCAAAUAGCCGGUGCUUAACACGAUAUAAAAAGAAACAACAAGUGGAAGGCAGAUUAAGAGCGGAGGCCGUAUUGGAAACAACGGCAAAAAUAUCAGCAGAAACAGCAGCAAAAAUAUCAGCAGAAGUAUCAGCAGAAACAGAAACAGCAGCAAAAAUAUCAGUAGAAGUAUCAGCAGAAACAGAAGCAGAGACAGCAGCAAAAAUAUCAGCAGAAGUAUCAGCAGAGACAGAAGCAGAAAUAGCAGCAAAAGUAUCAGCAGAAGUUUCGGCACAGGCAGCGGAAAUAUCAGCAAAAACAGCAGCAAAAGAAACAGCAGAAGUAUCGGCAAAGACAGCAGAAUUAUCAGCAGAGGCAGCAGCAAUAUCAGCAGAAGCAGCAGCAAAAACACAAGCAGAAGUUGAAGGCAGAAAAGAAACAAGACAAACAGGAGAAGCAAAGAAGAACAAAUGUAGUGGUAAAAUGUGGCUGAAGAAUGAAAACGGUGAGCUAAGCGCAGUUCUGCGAAUGCUAGCGGAAAAAUUAGAUAGCAGGGACAACAAUACAGUCUCGAAUAGAAUCAUUCGAGAAAGUUGUGCCUAA
Teleopsis dalmanni is the source of this 594-nucleotide messenger RNA. RefSeq lists its product as uncharacterized. The transcript has a single exon. Bases 1 to 594 code for a protein of 197 amino acids. Lineage: Eukaryota; Metazoa; Arthropoda; Insecta; Diptera; Diopsidae. The record is from RefSeq and is a predicted model, not a curated record.